AUGGAGGAACAGAGAGGAGCUUCCUCUGUGGAGCCGCCAUCGAAUUCUGGGCUUUUGGGUCAAAAGCGUAACGGAAAUGGAUUAGCAGAGAAGGAUGAAUUAGGGUCUAAACGUGUGAAACUGCGAGAUCUGGAUUCUGAUGCUAAAACCAGUGAUUUGCAAUCUGAUAAAGGCACUGGGAUUGUUCAGCAACCAAAUCUUAGCAGCAAAACACCUUCUGGGUUAUAUGAAAUGGUUGUGGCUCAUGCUAAAGGUUUAGCAACUAGUGUAGUGAGAGAAAAGGAAGCUUUGGCUAAAGAUACAAGCUUGCCUAAGGCCAACAAAGAUGAUAACUUAAGCGUUGCUAAAUCUGGCAAAGAAGCUGUGCUUGUGAAUCAUCCUGUAAAAGAUGGCAAUAACUGUGAUGAGGAGUCACUAAGAGGAAGACAAGUUGAUGCCGUGUUAAAGAACAGUAGCGUCUUGAAACCAAAGGAGACUUCUGAAACUGUUAGUCCAGUUGGAGCAGUAGAGUCAGAUUCGAUGUGUAGUGCACCACCGGGUUCAUUGGAGAAGUCAGAUUCGAUGCGGCGAUGGAUGGAAAUGAAGAAGAACGGGUUUCUCUCAGGACCUUUAGGAGGAGUACCAGCACCGAGCUCUGCAGUAGCGAGCACUACUACUCCUGUGGAAACACAAGUGCAAAAGCAACAGAAGAAUAAGCGGAGAAGCGACUCUUUCAAGAAGAGGAACGAGGUGGCUCCUCCUAGGAAGGAACAGCAGCUUAUAGAUAGGUUUUCGAAUGUUACAGCGCCAAGUGGAUUGCUGACUGAACUGAACCCGGGGAUCAUUAACCAUGUGAGGAGUAAGAAGCAGGUCUGCUCGAUUAUCGAAGCUUUGAUUCGGAAUGCUACUGAUGAUGGGGAGAGAAAUGCCAAUUUGAAUGUAAGAGAUUCAGUCAGAGAAGAUAGAGCAUUAGCCUUUAAGUUACCAUCUACAGGAGUACCUGAUAACGUCAAUUCCAUUGCAAACCAGGAACAAGCCACGUCUCUUGCUGUUGAAGCUGCUACAGUAGCUUCUCAAUGGUUGGAGUUUCUUCACCAAGACCUCAGCGGACGGCUUUCAGCUGUGCAGGAUAGUAGGAACAGAGUUAAAAGCGUUUUGACGACAGAGAUACCGCAUCUCGUCUCAUCAACAGAAUCUUCCUCUAACCAAGAAAGUAAGAUAAACACCUCUGGUGUUGCCUCUUCGGAUAAGACAGUAACAGAGACGCAUCAGAUAAGGUGGUCUGCAAAAUUUGAUCAGAUUAACAAAGCUCUUUAUGAUGAAGAGAGAGAUUUGGAACAUUCGUUAAACCAAGUGAAGGAAAUGCAAUCACGAUGCAACGAAGGUCUACGACAAAUGGACGAGUACUCGCCUUUCAGUUCUCAAUCAUCAGAUUCAAGUUUUGGGAAUCAGGAGACUAGUAUGGCGGUUCAGGCGGCUGCAGCUUCCAUUUUUUCCACAUGCAGUUUUCUUCUGUCAAUGAUGAAGCCGCCGAGUGCUACAGGCUCUUAA
Microthlaspi erraticum is the source of this 1530-nucleotide messenger RNA. The record is from the annotation of a GenBank genome assembly. Lineage: Eukaryota; Viridiplantae; Streptophyta; Magnoliopsida; Brassicales; Brassicaceae.